This is a messenger RNA of Carcharodon carcharias (great white shark), 1787 nucleotides long. RefSeq names its product cytokine receptor family member B16 (gene il20rb). NCBI's taxonomy places the organism in Eukaryota, Metazoa, Chordata, Chondrichthyes, Lamniformes, Lamnidae. Gene Ontology annotation, molecular function: interleukin-20 binding. The record is from RefSeq and is a predicted model, not a curated record. Bases 52 to 1365 code for a protein of 437 amino acids. The transcript has 8 exons.
GAAAAAUGUUUUUCGCAAUCAAAACCGCCUGCACUUAGCAGGAGAAUGUGAAUGACAGCUCAAGGCUUGACUGGGGAAGUCAAGGAGCCUGGGAGAACCGGAAUAUUAUCACGAACGCCAGGUUUUCAAAGAGAGGCGAAAGAAACGAGAGAGAGAGAAAGAGACCAAGAAGAAAAUGAAUGGCAAAAGGGAAGAAGAACGCAAUUCAGAAUGGUUUUAAGACAAUUUCUGAAAGCAAUGGGACAUGUCAUGUUCACAUCGGUCUUUCUGGUUUCAACAUCAGAGAGAGGCCUUGAAAGAUUGCCAAAACCCAAGAAUGUGUUUGUAAAUUCAACCAACAUGAGGCAUAUCCUGAGGUGGAGUCCUGUGAGAGUUCCUCUGGAAUACAUCACUUACUCAGUAUAUUUUCAAGGUGAGUUUGAAAGACAUCACAAGAAGACUUGGGUGGCAAUCUCGGAAUGUUCUGACAUCACUGAAACAUGGUGUGACAUCACAACAGACAUAUCAUCGGAUGUGGACUACGAUCUGAAGGUUCGUUCACAGCUUGGGAACAUCACUUCAGACUGGGCGAACCUCAGUAAACUCUUCAACCGUAAGGAGACCAAUCUCACGACACCGAGGCUGACUGUUAAAGUGAACGGUGCUUUGCGAUCUUUGGAUGUCAGUGAAGUAAGGAACAGCAUCAAUGCUCAGAUUUAUUACUGGGAGAAAGAUGCGGACCAGCAGAUUGUGAAUACUUCCAUGUACCAGAACCCUUUCAAUAUCAUCCUGCAGAGGAGGGUCAAGUACUGUUUCCAAGCUCAACUCUAUAUUUCAGAAUACAAGAAGUUCAGUUCCCGCAGUGACCCCAUAUGUGAGUCAGUCAAUGACGAGACCACAUCCAGUGGGAUCCUCAUGAUGGUGACUACAGUCUUAGCUCUUGGAGUGUCCAUUCUAGCCGUGUCCCUGUUUCUCACAUGGAAACUCUGCUGUAAAGUUCAAUCUGCAUGGCUUCCCAAAGUUUCAGCUCCUCGUGUUCCAAAUUUUGAUAACCUACGAGCAGACGUCAUGAAGGAAGAAGACUGCAGCAAAGAGUUUUGUGAUGCUGUGCAGGUUCUACCUCAACUUGAGCCAUUACUCAGUCAAUGUCAAGCAUUGACAAGAGAGGAUAAGUCAAACUACAAAACCAAUACAGACAGUUGGGCUAUCAACUCUAUGAUAUCAGGGAAUGUUUCCCAGUCGCAAUGUCCAAUGGAGAUUCAAUACUGGAGAGGAUACCAAUCCCAACAGAACUCAGAAUUUCCUAAAUUAGCAAGCAAUGGCAGAUACAACACAGGUUUGGAUAAAGUUCCACAAGGACCAGAAGUCCUCUGGUGCCCUGCUUAAGUAAUCAUUCUUCAGGUGGGGGCCUCCACAGAAUAUCCAGAGACAACGAACCCACUGCCUACCUCACUAUGUCAGGAACUCCUUCCUCUUUAUCUUAUCACUACCUCAAAUUUCCUGCAGCAAACACAAUAUUUAUUAUUAUCUCUUUCUCCUACAGCCAGAGUAAAGGAAUUGGAAUAAGGGUGGGAUUUCCUAUUCUUGUUUGGUCCCGUUUCCUCAGAGAUCUGUGGGUAGAUGCUGCAACCAGAAAUCUCUUUAUGUUAACUCAAUUUUCUUGAAGAGAAUACUAAUUCUAAAUGUUGUUAUCACUUUUUAUGCGACUAAUAUCACAGCAUAAAAUGAAUCUGAGUUGUGAAAAUAAAACUUGAGAUAUAUUUCAUUCUGGUAUUUCUAAUAAAAGUGAUUUUUCUCUUAAUCCAAAA